Messenger RNA from Lepisosteus oculatus (spotted gar), 2276 nucleotides. NCBI's taxonomy places the organism in Eukaryota, Metazoa, Chordata, Actinopteri, Semionotiformes, Lepisosteidae. The record is from RefSeq and is a predicted model, not a curated record.
GAAUUCGGAAAAAUUGAUAUAAAGCCAAGAAGCCUGCCCUUUCAGAAACCUCUGUGUAUAUAUAAGGGUGGUCAUCAGCUCCAGAGACACAGAUGAUCUCUGCUACAAACCAAAGAACACUUCAGCACAUAUCUUAGGAAUAUAGAACAGGCAGCCGUAGCUGAAGAGAGGAGUUACUGUAAAUGAGUUUGCAAUAACAGGAGCAUUGCUGUCACAUCAGAUAAAAAGGACCUAAAAAAACCAACCUGCUCUGCAAAACACAAGAAAAUAUCACUUCUUUCAGUCUAAUAAAGAUGGAAUUUCUCCUACAAAACAGGAAAUGUGUUGAUGUUGGAACAGAUGUGCUUGAUAUUCUGGCUCGUAAAGCUGCUGAGCUGCAUCCUGCACUGAAGCUUUUAACAUUCAUUUCAAGACAAAUCCUUGACUGCCCGGAAAGCACCGAAGCCCAGUACUUCAUAGGGCAGCUGAGCAAGCUGAAUGAAAAAAUAGGAAGCAUUCAAACUGAUUUCAAAGACCUUCAGAGUGAAAUAGAAAAAAGUUUUAUGAAUCAGCAAUAUUACAACGACGAAAUUACAAUUUUACACCACUACGAUCUAUUUUUGAAAUUAAUGAAGACCUACACCGCUGAUAAAAAAGACGAAUCUGACAAGAUCCACUUCUUCGACCAAGUGGAUGGCACGGAUGUGACGAUCAUGGAGCUGUACGAAGGCGUGAUGGGCAGCAACAACCAGAGGCCUAUUCUGGACAUAAUUAGAGAUAACAAGAAGAGAAGCCUCCAGAGUGUGGAGCAGUUCUGCAUUCAUCUGAAGAAACUGUUUGUCAUGGAGCUGGUCGUCUUGUGCACCCAUUCCAAGCUGAAGGGGAACGGGAAAGAGGAGAAGCUGAUGGAAGAGUGGGGAGAGAAGCUCAAGGACGUGAACAGAAAGAUAAAGGAAGUCAUAGACGACUGCACUGACAACUUCGCCGUGCAGGCCAGGAGUGACAUGGAGGGGCUGCUGCAAGGGGGGGGGGCCGACAAGGACGAUGAGGAGCUUCCCAAGCAGCUCCUGUCCUUCCUGGAGAAGAAGUAUAACUGGGUCUCGUGGUCAGUGCGAAUCUUUAACCCCUCAGAAAGUAGGAUCUGGAAGCUGCUGGCAGGCAACAAGUACACCAGCAUCAGCGGCUGCAACCAUUUUUCUGUGGAGCUUCAAAACAUACAACUGGUCGUGUCCUACUGCCAGCACCCCAAGCCCAUCCCGAAGGAUGACAUUGAAAAACUAGUUGAGACAAUGGGAUGGAGACGGAACACGGCUGGCGUGGUCAAGACCCUCCACCGCCGUUUCCCACGGUACCUUGCUCAUGUGGUCAGCACCGUAAAGAAUGUUAAGGAAGCAAACAACUUUAAGGAUGACCAUUACUAUUUCAAAAAGCACAACGUGGCUUAUAUCUGCAUUCAUUCAGAAUAGUCACUGUCCACAUCGCGUAUCUUCAGACUAGAUCUUCCAUGACAUUUAAGCCAGUAAGUAUUUGAAGCAAGGCUUACCUUUCAACAAAUAAAUCAAAUAUUUUAUGUUGCAUGUAUUACCACAUCUAGCAUUAGAUAAGUAUCAGAAAUUUAGCUAAUUUUAGAAUGCCUUGAUAUAAGCUUUUUUGUCUAGCUUUGGAGGGGUCUUUACUGAGAACUACUUAGAAACAUUUCCCAAAAUGGUUGAGAAUCUGUACAUGAUCUGAUUAUUGUACAUCUGAGUUUUUGUAUUUCUGCCGUUCACAGUAAAUAUCAAGCUUCCUUUAGAUUCUCUUUAUAAUGUGUUGCCAGUAGAAACAGAAUAAAAAAAGUUGAAAAAUGUAUUUUGAUUUUUUUUAUGUGGAAAGUUAUUGCCCUUUCUGAACGAUGUCUUAAACGUUAGCUUUCUUCAAAAUGCAGCAACAUAAUUAAAGUAACUUAUUUAUUUAUAAAGUGCCUUUCCAAACCCAAGGAUGCUGUACAUAACGCUAGAGAAAAAUAACAAAAAUGUUCAAUAAAAAGUUCACAAAAAAAUCCAACAAGAACAUACGAGAUCGAAUGUAGGGCAACCAGACAUACAGCAGACGCUAGUAAAAGGGUGAGUUUUGAGUUUAGAUUUGAAGAGUCAAAAAAUCUCUCUCUAAGAGUCAGAGGAAGGGCAUUCCAUAACACUGGAGCAGCAACAAAAAAGUCAAGUCACCAAAAAUCCACAAUUUAGUCCUGGGUAUAGUGAGCAAAUGACCAGCCCCAGCUGAACAGAGCACCUUUCCAAACAUGAGGAUGCUGUACUGCA